This is a messenger RNA of Aaosphaeria arxii CBS 175.79, 1773 nucleotides long. RefSeq lists its product as uncharacterized. Gene Ontology annotation, molecular function: DNA-binding transcription factor activity, RNA polymerase II-specific; zinc ion binding. The transcript is spliced from 2 exons. Lineage: Eukaryota; Fungi; Ascomycota; Dothideomycetes; Pleosporales. Gene Ontology annotation, biological process: regulation of DNA-templated transcription. Bases 168 to 1658 code for a protein of 496 amino acids. The record is from RefSeq and is a predicted model, not a curated record.
UUCGAACAUUCGGGUGCCUACUUGGCUUCCUACCUAGGUAUUCAUCAUCGAAUGUUUUUUGUCUCUCCCGCCAGGCAUCCCGCUACGACGGCUCCACACCUAUGUGUAAACAGUUGCAUGCGUAAGAAUUAAAGUCCAAUUACGACGCAAGGACGCAAGGACUUGGCAUGGUCUAUCGCGGAAAACCUGGUCGUGGCUGCCAGCGUUGUCGUGAACGGAAGUUGAGAUGUAAUCUUCUGAAACCAACAUGUGGCGCAUGUUCCAGAGCUGGCGCCGAAUGCACUGGGUAUAGGGAUACAUCUGCACUUCGUAUCAGUGAUCAAACCGAAGCGGUUCGCUGCAGAGCCCUACAAAAACGAGCCCAGGGUACCAAAACCGAUGCCCUAUCUUUUGGCUCUCCUAAGAAGCUAUCAUUGGACCUGCAAGUCCAAGCGAGGGAGCUGUUCUAUGCGUACUAUGUGACAGACUUUAGCAGGACAUGGGAUUUCCUUCUACCGUUUCUGAAUAAGACUUCUACGCCCGAAUAUCUCAAUCUCAGUAUUGACGCCGCAAGCCUUGCCUUUCUUCAUCACCAGACCCGUUCGGGCGCCGCCCUAGACCUGUCGCACAAGCAGUAUGCAGCUGCUCUUCGCGAAAUGCGCGCUGCACUUGGAUCUCCCGAGACAGCAAAAGUAGCACAUGCUAUGGAUGCGUCGCUGGUCUUGGAUCUAUUCGAAAAGAUUUCGAACCCUGGAGUUAUCGAACCCGAGGAUGUGAGUGUGGCGCAUGUUGCCGGCUCCCUCGCGCUAAUCCGGCUGCGCGGGUUGUCCACAUUUCGCGACCGAGCGAGUUUACAAGGCCUGACGAGGAUUGCUCUGAACGCCAUGGUAACAGCUCUAUAUAGAAGAGAGCCGGUUCCUGAAGAAGUUGUCGAGGUUCGAGCGUAUGCAGCGUCUUUUAUCGAUACUACUGAUCCAAAGUGGAGGUUGACCGGGCUUAUGAUCGAGUGCGCAAACUUACUAUGCACUUCGAACAAAGACUCUAUGGAGAGAGGAGAAAUCCUACGGCGUUGUAUGGAUCUUGAUAUGAGAUUUGCACAACUCGCCACUGACCUGGAAAAGCCACAUAGGAAUGACAUCCCUGAGAUAAAAACCGAAAGAAUGCUUGAGCCUUACUACGACAUGACCCAAGACCGGACAGGGACACAAAUGACCAAUGUAGUGAGGCUCACCAGAAUCAUGUUAUGCGAAGAAAUGACCCAAAGUUCUGGUCAGGCCACAACUGCUGAUUCGCUUCGGAUGCAUCACCAUGCACAACCUAUCGUUGAGGAGAUGAUUCGCCAAAUCUGCACUUUGACACCACAAAUGACGGAUUGCAAGGUUGAUACCGCACGCGAUUUGUCCAAGUACCCUGGAACCCAAUCCAGUGGUAAAGUUCCUACUCAUACGCUCACUCAUAGCUUGGACGUUUACAUUAUCCUGUUUUCGCUGUAUGUAGCGGCGUGGUCAUCCUUCUGUCCGCCAGAAACGAGGAGCUGGAUUACCAAAGAAGUAGAAUAUAUCGCUGAUCGUUUCGGAGUAAAACAAGCGGCGAUGGUUGCUACGGCCAUGAAGAGUGAAAAAAUGAUCGGACCAUGGCAGGUCUAUCAGCUGUUGGGAAGUUAUGCAUUCGCUGCGUAGAUACCAUGAGACAGUAUCUCUGUAUAUAUUGAAAUCAAGCUAUUGCAAUCAUUUGUGUCGCUCAAAGAUGUAUAAUUUAGACUACUACUACGUUCCAAAUAUCAGGGCUCGGAAC